This is a messenger RNA of Papaver somniferum (opium poppy), 1392 nucleotides long. RefSeq lists its product as uncharacterized. Lineage: Eukaryota; Viridiplantae; Streptophyta; Magnoliopsida; Ranunculales; Papaveraceae. The record is from RefSeq and is a predicted model, not a curated record. The coding region runs from base 1 to 1392 and encodes 463 amino acids. Gene Ontology annotation, molecular function: catalytic activity. The transcript has a single exon.
AUGAAAGUUCUUUUUUGGAAUAUCAAUGGGAUUGUGCGAGAUGAGGUACAAUUCAAACUUAGGGAGUUAGUUAAAGUUCAUAAACCUGAUAUCAUUGGCAUUGUUGAGCCAAGGGUGUCAGUUAAUUCAAGAUCAGUUAGACGUUUUCAGUUAGAAGGUUUCAAUAAUAUAAUUUUUCAUAAUUUUACAGAGAAUACUAAUGGAAAUUUGUGGGUGUUGUGGUCUAGAGAUAUUCCUGAGUCGGUGGUGUUGAACACGUCGCGUCAGGCUAUCACUAUUGGGGUUGAUGGGGUUAUGAUUUCUUUGGUUCAUGCUAGUAGUGUGCAGAUUACUAGAAGAGAGCUUUGGAGGCAACUUAACUUGGGGGAUCAGCAGGUUCCUUGGUUGGUAAUUGGCGAUUUUAAUUGUGUUCUUCAGAAUGAGGAAAAGAAGGGGGGUGGGAUUCCUAAUACUGAUGUGGUUAAUGAGUUUAGCGACUGGAUAGAUGAUAACAAUUUAUUUGAAGCCGAACUCUUAGGGAGCAAAUUUACUUGGUCGAAUAGACAAUCGGGUGUUAGAAGAAUCAUUAGUAAAAUAGACCGGGCUGUGAUAAACGAGUAUUGGUUGAAUCGCUUUGAGAACUGGCGGUGUAAAGCUCUUCCUAGGCAAGUUUCCGAUCAUUCUCCUCUCAUUGGGUAUACUUUUGUUAAUACUAGGCCAAGAAGGUCUCCUUUCCGUGUUCAAAAGAUGUGGUUUUCACAUCCAUAUUUUAUGCGAAUGGUGCAGGAAAGUUGGAAUGAUCCUUUGGAGGGGAAUCCAGCUUAUGUUUUUGCUCAGAAAUUAAAAAGGCUCAAGGCUGAUAUGAAGGUUUGGAACCAACAGGUUUUUGGUAAUGUUUAUGUCAGAUUGAAGCAAGCUCAGCUGAGGCUUGAGAGUGCUUUAAGAAUAGUUGAUGAAGACCCUUUUGAUUUGCACAAAAAUAAUGUGAUGAAGGAGGCGUCAGUGGAAGUUAAUAACAUUCGUAUACAGUUGGCUACAAUGUUGAAGCAAAAGUCUAGAAACCAGUGGUUGGUAGAGGGUGCAAGCAACACAAGUUUCUUUCACAACAGUAUUAGGAUUCGUAGGAGUAAUAAUACUAUUUCGGAGCUUGUGAAUGAUCAAGUGCUGACUAUUACAGAUUGUGAUCAGAUUAGAGAUCUUGCGGUGAACUAUUUUACUAAUAAGUUCAACGGAGAUGUUUCUGUCCCUGACUCUCUUUUUGAUGUGGAGCAUGAGAGUAUUUUGAUUGAGGAGAGUGGUUGUAUGGACCAAAAUCCUUCUUUUGAAGAAAUCUAUGAAGCGGUGUUUUCUUUAGGUGCGGAUAGUGCUCCAGGACCUGACGGAUUUGCUGGUUUCUUCUACAGACAUUGUUAG